Orbicella faveolata is the source of this 2719-nucleotide messenger RNA. RefSeq names its product E3 ubiquitin-protein ligase TRIM45-like. Lineage: Eukaryota; Metazoa; Cnidaria; Anthozoa; Scleractinia; Merulinidae. The record is from RefSeq and is a predicted model, not a curated record.
UUUUCACGUAGGAUGACUACAUUAUGCAAACAUCUUCAUUGGUAUUUUUGAACGCAUAUCUGAAUGUUCAGAAAUACAGCAUUUCGAUGGAUAACAGAGAGAAACGAGCCUUUUUAUUAGGACUCUGCCAGCACUUCACGAAGUCUGGGACCGAUCGUCUGUCCGGAUUUUUGUAUUUUUAUUAUUAUUAGCGAUCGUUGUUUGUAACUGUUCAUUAUUUUGACACUUUUGCUGACACUUCAAGUGCUGGCGUGCUACAAAACAAGUCAAGCCUGGAACAGCGAUUUGACGAGCUUUGCAAAUCGAAAGUGCCAUCACUUCCGGGUCAUGCAGCAUUCAUUAGGUUCUUUCCGACUUGCCUACCCGAGAGUGUAAACCUGGGAUUCAUCGCGUGGAAGACGGCUACUUGCGAGGGACUGACUCAAACUUUUCAAGCUGGUUUAGAAGCAGAAUUAACGCUUCGCCUACACACACCGCCAGGGGAAGUAUGGCACACGAAUCUUCGCGAUCAAGUUGAAGUUUUCGUGGAACCCGCUGAAGAGGUGGCAAGUUUAGUUAUUCGUGAGAAAGAAGAUGGAAACUUCCAAGUGAAGUUCACACCUAAAAUACCCGGCAGCUACACUAUCAACGCCAAAUUAAACGCUGUCACUCUCACUGGUAGUCCUUUCACGGUCCAAGCUCAGGAGCGAAGAUUUUCUGUGGACUUAGUUAGCGAGCUGCACAUGCCAAGAGGAGGUCGAGUAAAGCGGCCUCGUGGAAUUGCUGUAAAUAGGAAAGGGGAGAUUGCUGUCACAGAUUACGAGGGCCACUGUGUUGCCUUAUUGGACAAUGCUGGCAGGUUUAUUAGGAAACUGGGCAGUGAGGGAGAAUCGGAUGGAUAUUUCAAACAUCCAGCCGAUGUUACCUUCCUAACUGACGACGAGCUACUGGUGGCAUAUGAAUGGAAUCAGCGAAUACAACAGCUUGACGUGCGUACAGGAAACUUUUUAAAGAGCUUCGGGAGAAAAGGUUCGCAAAGCGGAGAGUUUCAGAAUCCGCUCAGUGUGUGCACCGAUGAUCAAGGACAGGUUGUUGUCUCUGACUGGUUAAAUGACAGAAUACAAAUAUUCUUAGCAAACGGUCAGCCAGUGUUUACAGCCGGAUCCAGUGGCCCAGAACACAUCAGUAGCCCACUGAGUUGUGUAGCACACAAAAACAAGCUCAUUGUGAGUGAUGGCGUCGAUCACUGUGUAAAGGUUUUUGACAAGCAAGCUCAGUUUCUGUAUAAGUUUUGGAGAAAAGGCUGUGACGAAGGGUGCUUUAAUAAGCCUUCAGCUAUGUGCGUGGACCGUUUCGGCAAUGUACUCGUGUGUGAUACCAAGAAUGCCCGUGUACAACAGUUUAGUUUAGACGGCCGUUUCACUGGCAAGAGUUCCACCGUGCUGCUCAGUCCUGCGGGUAUAGCCGCUGCCCCAGAUGGUCGAAUCCUUGUGACUGAUGGCGAAGCCAACAAACUCUACUGCAUACGUUGAAUGCGCUAUAUAUUUGUACACGAAAUAAAAACCUAAGACAUGUAAGCAGUUAGGUAUAGUGAGUAAAUUUUCUUCCGCGUUAAGUUCUGGUGCUUGCAAAUUGGUGUGAAAUGUCGAUAGCGUGAUUGCAUGGUCGCCACUUUUCCGACACCUUGUUCCAGGGUUUCUUGGCAUACUACCGAAAUUAAGAAUUUCUCACAGCAUCAACUUUGCGAUAACUAUAAAAUUGAACGCGAUUAUUUAAGCAAGGGUGUUGUUUUUUCCUAAUUUUAGCGAGAGUCAUGGGAAAUAACCUUUCAAACAUGAAAAGUCCCGUUACUGAGGGGAUAGGUUAAGUAAAAAUUAAGUGCAAAAUCUAGAAUGUAUCUUUUGUAUAUGGGUAUCGUCUGAAAAUGUCAAUACCGCUUGACAUUAAUAGCACAUGCCAAUUGCAUCGGAUCGGAAAUUCAGUUGACUCAGUUAUUUGCUAUGUUGAUAGUAAGACUUAAUAUCAACAUGGAUGGUGUAAUGUAUUCAAGAAAUUAUGGUCAAAAUUAAGCAAAGGCGAGAUUAUAUUUGAUCAGCAAGUCAAUAGAAAACAAAAAAGUGAUAUCAGUACCUAGUCUUGUUAGUUAAUCUCUUUUUUAUUGAUUGAUUGAUCAAUUAACUUAAAAGUGAUUAAUUUAUAAAUCAUUUUUAUCGUCAAGUAACUUUUUAAGAAGGCUAAUCGUCCUUCAGUUAGGCAAAGGACGAAUUCGAUAGGCGUGUAAAUUGUUACGUAAAAAAUCAUUUUAUUAUUCAAUAAUUUACCAUGGCUACGAACCAGCUUAGAAAAAGUUUCAACCAGUUUUAAUGUUAUAGUUAUAUCAGCUUGUAUAACAGCUCCUAUGUAGAUAUUUGUCCCCUGAGUUUGUAAAUUGGUCAACAAGGAAGAACGUGACAAAAUCAUUCUUGAAAGCAACUUUUAACAAUUUUCAUUUCACUUCAAAUCUAUAUGGUAUACCAUUAGCACCUUGAUUUAAAUGGUUUUCGUAAAAUAUAAUUUGAGUAUUUUAAAAAAUUGUUAACCCAAUGCAAUAUUAUUCGAUUAAGUCAUCGUUACUACAUCUACAAUCCUACAGCCAAAAGUCCUUAAGACACUCAACUUAUAUCGUGGACGGAAACAUCAAUGUUUGUCUGCUCUUGCUUGUUUUUUUUCAAGUUCUUAUUUAGUUAUUACCCCCUCCUCC